AUGUCGUGUGGACUCCCACCCGGACAGGGGACUGAGCUGGGUCACCUCCAGCGCCCCUUCCAGCGCUUCCAUUCUCGGGUUCUCUUAUUGUCCUUGGUGGACACAGAGGGCGUCAACCAGCUGGAUCCAGGGAACUGGACACAUUUAGCCUUGAAAACAGACAAAGGAGGUGGCUAUGACAGCCCCUCGGAGCACCUGAAGGAGCCAAGGCCCUCACUGGCGGCCUUCAGCUACUGGGAGGCUGGCACUUCACUUCUGUCCAGCAGACCAUUUUCUGAAGAACUCCUUCCAAGGACCUCAGGAACAGUCCAGGGGAACUGGGCAGGGUGGGCUGAGCAAAGUGGGGGACUCAAGCAGCAUCAAGCAUUGGGCCUCUUUGUCUUUCCUUCUCUGCAGCUUGCGGGCACGGCUGUCCUCGGAAUUGGACUGUGGCUUCGAUUUGAUUCCCAGACCAAGGAUAUCUUUAAAUCGGAGCACAAUGAUACAAGUUUCUAUACAGGGGUUUACAUUCUGAUUGGAGCCGGUGCCCUCAUAAUGCUGGUGGGCUUCUUGGGGUGCUGCGGAGCCAUACAGGAGUCCCAGUGCAUGCUUGGCUUGUUUUUCACCUUCCUUCUCGUGAUAUUUGCUCUUGAAGUGGCAGCCGCCAUCUGGGGAUUUACACACAAAAAACAGGUCAUUGAUGAAAUACAGACUUUUUAUAAAUCCGUAUAUGAGAAGAGAAAGGAGCCAAGUGUGAGAGACACCCUGAAAGCCUUUCAGCACUCAAUGGGUUGCUGUGGCCUCACAGGCUUUAUAGAGCCCGAGUACCGGGAUACCUGUCCUGAUAACCUGAGGCCGUGCCCCGCGUCCAUUGAAGAAUUCUUCGAAACCAAGUUGAAUGUAAUCAUAGCUGUCGGCAUUGCGGUUGCUGUGGUGAUGAUUUUUGGUAUGAUUUUCAGCAUGAUUCUUUGCUGUGCUAUCAGAAGAAACCGAGAAAUGGUCUGAAAGCAUUCCGGAGAGUCCCAACUCCUCAUCCAAAGAAUCUCCAGUUAUUAACUUAGCAUUUUAAAUGGCAUUUCUAAAAGUAUAUAUUUCGUUUUUAAAGGCUUUAUUUAGUUUGGAUGUUCUUAAUUUUUUGCUCUGUAAGUUUAUAAAUCUUAAAAGGAAUCUACUCUUGAAAAGAUACUAUAUUUGUAAAGCUAAAGUCCAACCACUUGUAUAUAAAGUUUUUGUCUCUUAAUUGAUGUCUUGCUUUCUAUAAGCUUAAAACUGGGAUGUAAUUUAUGUUGGAGAAAUUUUCAUACUUAAUAAAGAUUUAAGACCACA
Molecule: messenger RNA, 1305 nt
Organism: Python bivittatus (Burmese python)
Lineage: Eukaryota; Metazoa; Chordata; Lepidosauria; Squamata; Pythonidae
Source: RefSeq, a predicted model, not a curated record